Rodentolepis nana is the source of this 642-nucleotide messenger RNA. Lineage: Eukaryota; Metazoa; Platyhelminthes; Cestoda; Cyclophyllidea; Hymenolepididae. The record is from the annotation of a GenBank genome assembly.
AUGUGUCCCAAGGAUUACACUAUAAAUCUAGUUUUAAGAAAACACGUAAUAGAGGAAACACUGCAAGCCUUCUUUCAUACAAUAUUAUUGCAUCGGACAUUUCCAACCCUUAGCUUUAAGGACGGUGCUGUCAGUUACACGUCCUACAUUGGCGUUGAGGAUGUGGAUUGUAAAAAUUUUGACCUAACAUAUGUCAGAGUAGCAUCGGAGAGAUUACAUGAACGAAUUGCCAUACACAUAGCAUCGUUUUCAAAGGCUCUUUGUGAUGAAUCAGAUGAUGGAUUGAAUAAGACCGUGAAGGGGACAAUUACUUUGGCUUUUGUAACUAACCGAAAAGGCAGUUGGGUUCUCGGCUCGGAAUCAGCAUCAUGGGAAAGAUGGAUAUUUAACAUUGAAGCAAGUCCCGAUAUUUCAGACGAUAGCUACCGAUCAAAGAUAGCAUCCCAAGCUAAGGGAGAAAUCCUCUACAUCCUGGAUUGUAUCAAUACAUCUGAAAGCUUUCUGCCCGAAUUGGGAAGCUCACAAUCCGAGUGUGAUAUCGUUAUCGAUUUCUCUCUCCCUGAAGUCUCCCCAUAUCGAUUCAAUAUUAACUAUUUCUUAGGAUCCACUCAAAACAAUCCCUCAAAUGUCCGCCGAUAUUAA